CACAGCUCUUCUUUUCUGUCUUCCGGCGUUGUACGUCCGUGUGACGUAGAGACGUGCUGACGUCAAGCGGAAAUUUGCAGCAGCUAUUCUUUCUAGAAUUCUGUAGCAGUUUCGUGCUAGCCCACGCUAGCUAACGCUGUUUGCGUUAGGUUCUUGCUGGCAUAAUGUCUGGGAUAGACUACAGCGUGUGGGACCACAUUGAGGUGUCAGACGAUGAAGAUGACACCCACCCGAAUAUCGACACACCCAGCCUUUUCAGAUGGAGACACCAGGCACGUGUGGAACGAAUGGAAGAAUUUCAGAAAAAAGGUGAAGAUAUAAACAGGGCCCACCGUGAUUGCCGGCGUAAGCUGGCAGAGACGCAGAAGAAAAUACAAGAGCUGACAGUUUCAACAACGGAUGAAGCCAAAGCAGAGCUGACCAAAGCCCAGGCUGAGGAGAAGAAACUGAAAAAAGAGGAACGGGAGUGGGAGAAGAAGAUGGAGGAACACAACCGGGAAGAGAAGAAGAUGCCAUGGAACGUUGACACUCUCAGCAAAGAAGGUUUCAGCAAGAGCAUUGUUAAUAUCAACCCUGAUCCUGUUGAAGAGACCGAAGAAGAGAAGGAGAAAAAGCAUAAAACCUUUGUGGAGAAAUAUGAGAAGCAGAUCAAACAUUUUGGCAUGUUACGACGUUGGGAUGACAGCCAGAAGUACCUCUCUGAUAACCCUCAUCUAGUAUGUGAAGAGACUGCCAACUACCUGGUCAUCAUGUGCAUUGACAUUGAAGUUGAGGAGAAACACGCAUUGAUGGAGCAGGUGGCUCAUCAGACCAUCGUCAUGCAGUUCAUUCUUGAGUUGGCAAAAAGCCUCAAGGUGGACCCCCGUGGUUGCUUUCGUCAAUUUUUUUCCAAGAUUAAGACAGCAGAUCAGCAGUACCAGGAAGCUUUCAAUGACGAGCUGGAGUCAUUUAAGGAGCGGGUUCGGGGCAGGGCAAAAAUCCGCAUAGAAAAGGCCAUGAAAGAAUAUGAGGAAGAGGAGCGACAAAAGCGCAUGGGGCCUGGAGGGCUAGAUCCUGUUGAAGUAUACGAGUCACUGCCACUCGAGAUGCAGAAAUGCUUUGAUGAGAAGGACAUCCAAAUGUUACAGGAGGUUAUUAGCAAAAUGGACCCAACGGAGGCGAAGGCUCACAUGAAGAGGUGCAUAGACUCGGGGCUCUGGGUCCCCAACUCCAAGAUGGAUGAUGGGGAUGAAAAAGAGGAAGAUGCCACCUAUGAGGAGGUGAAACAUGAGCAGGAAGAAACUAAGAAGGAAUGACCAACACUGAUCCUAUAAUUUGUUGUUUCUGCAAAUGUACUUACCUUACCCACUCUAUUGCAACAUGUGUAUGACUAGUUUGUCAAUCAAGGAACAAUGAAAUAACUUCUCUAAAAUAUUUAGCUGAGACUUAAGGGAUUAGCCAUCGCCUAACUGCACAACUACAUUGCAUCAGUAACUCCUGCUUGGAAAAGCAACUGCAGCUUGUGUAUAAGUCUUUUGUUUGUUUGGACAUCACUAAAGCUGUAUUCUUACAUUUAUUUGUAUACACCUGUCAGUUUGUGUGGGUGUGUAUGUGCACACAUGCCUGCCUGCUUUAUUUGUGCUGUUGUAUAGUUGAAAUACAUUCUAUACAUUUUCAGAUUGUGCAUAUAAUUAAUUUCUUUGUCAUUUCCAAAUUUAAGAUUUUUGUUAGAUUUUUUUUUAAGGCUUGGCAACCAAUAUAUUUAGAUGGUUCUUUCCCCAAAGUGACAUUUUCUACAAACUUGCUUAACUAAAGGUUGAAUUAUAUCCAACUAUUCAAGACCAAGGUGUUGUGGUUAUGUCUGGAAGCUGAAGGUGUGGGUGACGCGCUUUUCAAAUUAUAAAGUUAGAGGUCAAGAAUUUGAGUCAUAAGAGAUUCAUUAGAAAAUGAUUCAUCUGUGAGACCUGUAGUGGUGGUAACCACUGCUUAUUAACAUGGAGUGAGUGCAUCUGUGCAAGGGUUUUCGAAUAAAGCACUUGUAUUUGG
Siniperca chuatsi (mandarin fish) is the source of this 2025-nucleotide messenger RNA. RefSeq names its product hsp90 co-chaperone Cdc37. Gene Ontology annotation, cellular component: cytoplasm. Lineage: Eukaryota; Metazoa; Chordata; Actinopteri; Centrarchiformes; Sinipercidae. Gene Ontology annotation, molecular function: protein-folding chaperone binding; heat shock protein binding; protein kinase binding. The coding region runs from base 165 to 1295 and encodes 376 amino acids. Gene Ontology annotation, biological process: protein folding; protein stabilization. The transcript has 9 exons. The record is from RefSeq and is a predicted model, not a curated record.